AUGUUCUCCAUAUAUUAAGGUCAAGUAUUGAAUGCUCACCAAGAUUAAAAAAAAAAGUCAAUAAAUAUGAUGAAAGUACUCAUUACUUAUAAUUGUCUUUAUAAAUAUUGUCUCUAUAUAAAUUUGAUUAAUCAAUAGAUGAUUUAGUGGGUUAAACAUAUAUGCUAUAGUCUUCUACUUCGCUAAACAUCAAUAAUUAAGCCUUAGCUUUUUAAGAACUUUCAGCAGCACUUUAAUAUUUAUAAUAAGCUGUUGUUAAAACUAAUAAAAUAUGAGAAUAAUAGCAUGAAUUCAUUAGUGAUACUUAUAUUAAUCUAGGAAUAGCAAAGGUACAUGAAAAAUAAUUUUAAGAAGAUCUUUACAAUUAUUUUAGCAAGUUAGUAUAUUCAGAAAAAAAUCUAAAUGAAAUUAAAAAAAAUGAAGAUAUAAUACAUAUAUACAUUAAAUUUUGCCAAAAUAUCCAGCAAAUAUGAAGAAGUUUAAUUUGUAACAUUACAAGUUAGAAGAUAAUUGAAUACAGUUAUAGGAUUCAAACAAAAACAGCAGUAAUCAAGAGAUUUGUCAAUAACCAUUUGUAGAUUUAUUUAAGCAUGCCAAAAAUAAUAAUUAUGGAAAAUUCAAUAGUAUUUUUUUUGAAAGAAAUUAAAUUGAUACAAUCUGUUGAAGGAUAAUAAUAAAAUAAGAAAGAGCCUUUCUAAAAUUCAAACUUUAUUUAAUAAAAUACCCAAUCUAAUUUGAUUUUUUAAUUCAAAAUAUUUUUCAGCCAAAUAAGAAUAAAUAUAAUAGCAAUAGUUUUCAUCAUCGUCAUCUCAAUUGGACUCAGCUAAAAUUUCUAAUCGAUAACCUUAUAGUUCAACUCAAUAACUGGCUCCAUUUGA
Molecule: messenger RNA, 878 nt
Organism: Paramecium pentaurelia
Lineage: Eukaryota; Ciliophora; Oligohymenophorea; Peniculida; Parameciidae
Source: the annotation of a GenBank genome assembly